Molecule: messenger RNA, 1552 nt
Organism: Cylas formicarius (sweet potato weevil)
Lineage: Eukaryota; Metazoa; Arthropoda; Insecta; Coleoptera; Brentidae
Product: titin-like
Exons: 7
Coding region: 490-1431 (313 amino acids)
Biological process (GO): synapse organization
Cellular component (GO): neuron projection membrane
Source: RefSeq, a predicted model, not a curated record
UAUCGCCUAGGGCGUUCGGGACACAUUUGCAGCGUUGUAAGUUAAAGCACGCGAAAAGCUAAGCCGGAGAUAUAUCGAAAAGUUUUACCAAACCGCUCAAUCGAUUAUAGUGUUUAAUGCGCUUUUGAACAGCUGACGAUCAAUAAACGCUGACGCUUUCUGCCACUAUGAAGGAAAAGUAUCCGGCGCAACAGUAUAAUGGUGAUCCACCCUAAAGAGAUGUGCUCUGAAAUCACAGCAUGCUUCGCAUCCCUAUUAGCGAAUUAUGAAACAAUGCUCGGGGAACGUAGGGAAGUUGAAAACUGCCGCUAAACAAAGCCAUUAUUUCGAUAAUGUUCCGGCAAGGACGCGCCGAAAUUGCCCCGACACGAGUGUGACUUGAAUGCGUGUCGUUCUUGGCUAAUUGGUAACGGUAAUUGGCAGAGGUCGUGGCUGUGAUCAUGUCUGGACAUGUAUCGAAGGACCAACGGAUAAAGCGAUAACGUUUUGAUGAACAGGUUGCAACUAGUGUUUACGUGCGGGUUAAUCCGUUGCUUGAAAAUAAUGCCGUUCGGUUUGGACCGCAUAGUUUUUUGGUCAGUGCUCACGUCGGUUAUCUUCGUUUGGUGUGGUAACGCAACACGUCGUUUGAAAAGUGAAGUAAAAAGCGAAAGGCACGUAAGAAGUUACGCAGUGCGUAGUCGGGACUAUUCUCCAGGGAACUCGCUAAAAGCUUCGAGUCGUGGAACUGGCUUUUUAACUUCGAAUUAUUCCGUGGUUGUUGCUCAAGUCGGAGGGACUGCUAAACUUCCUUGUGUCGUUAGUAAAAUUAAUAAUGGCGUGGUCUCCUGGAUCCGGAAAAACGAUUCGACCCCCACAAUUCUCACAGUAGGCCUUGGCGUGUAUAUCGCCGACGAUCGGUUUUUCUUGGAACAUACACGCCACCUGCAGAAUUGGGGAUUGGUUAUAAAACAUGUCCGACCUACAGACGCUGGGCUCUACGAGUGUCAAAUGUCGACGCACCCUGCAGCUAGUAUAUUUAUGGAAUUAAAAGUCACAGAGGCCGUAGCUGAGAUAACUGGAGCUCCUGAGUUGCAUAUUCGAGCCGGGUCCAGAUUGCGUAUCGUUUGCAGAUUAAGGGAUAGCACCGAACCUCCCAAUUAUAUCUUUUGGUAUCACGAAGAUAGAAUGAUCAAUCAUGACCCAGAAGUGUAUGUGUCCUCGGAUAGCACAUCCAGCGUUCUCAGCAUCAACGAUGUUGAUCCUAGUUUUAGCGGGAAUUACACUUGUCUUCCGUCUAACGCUAUAGCUGCGUACGUCAAUGUACACGUCCUCAAUAAUACAGAAGAAGAAAAUCCUGCCGCCAUGAUGCAUGCAAAUUCCAGCGAGGGAUCGACGGCACUAUACAUAAGCAUUGUUUUCGCGAUGACGAUAAACAUAUUUAUGAUAUAAAAUGUAAUGAAAUUUUGUUCUAAACCUGAUUUUUCAAUAUAAAUUAGCAGCGAAAUUAAAAACAAUUGCGCGAAUUGUAUGUAUAUUUAAUUAAUAUGAUAUUUGGAUCUAAAACGAUAUA